AUGACUACCCAAACGCCUCUUCAUUUUAAACAAAGUAAAGCAGUUACAAUACGGACGGUCUCUUCUCAUCUCAAGACAAACUCAAGUUCGUUCUCUACGAGCCCCCACGCUGUUCAGCGGAUUCACCCCAAACACGGCUAUUCCCUUAGGAAGUGGCUCAGCAGGGUCACGGUCUCAAAGACGGAGCCAUCCCGAGAUUUUGGAACAGAGCAGCAGAGAACAUCCCCUUUGGCAUCACCCCUUCCUUCCUCACCUCAUUUAACAGCUUCUUCUUUUGAUUCAGCUCCUCCACGUGUGAACCCACCAUUCGGGCCUCUUUUCCGAGCAAGGCUUCUAGCACAGACCACAGCAAUCAGAAAAGGACAAGAUAUAGCAAGCGACCAGCUGGAACUACCAAAACCCACCCGUGGGACUCAACACCAGGAUGCCUUUUGUGCAAAUACCCCGUGCUUCGCCGGCGUGAAGUGUGAGCCAGCCAAAGACGGAGCUUUUAAAUGCGGGCCCUGUCCUCCUGGCUACAGCGGUAAUGGAACUGCAUGUGAAGUGCUCUGUGAUCCGCCCUGCGAGCACGGAGGAACCUGUGUAUCUCAAAACACUUGUUCUUGUGCUUAUGGAUUUGUUGGUCCUCAAUGUGAAACAAUGGUUUGCAACAGGCACUGUCACAACGGCGGCAUCUGUGUGUCCCCGGACGAGUGCAAAUGCACAAAUGGAUGGAGCAGCCCUUCCUGUGAAAUAGCUGUGUGCAAUCCUGUGUGUUUAAAUGGAGGAAUCUGUGUACGGCCAAAUACGUGCAUGUGUCCUUAUGGUUUUUAUGGACCACAGUGCCAGAGAGCUGUUUGUGUUCCUCCCUGUAAGAACGGUGGUCACUGUGUUCGAACCAACGUGUGCUCCUGCCCUGAGGGUUACGUGGGCAGAAGGUGCCAGAGAACGUCUCCCAAAACGUGUAAAUCACCCCGGUCUGAUUGGCUGCCAGCGGAGACAGACGGAUUUGCCUGGUGUGUUUACUGA
This is a messenger RNA of Tinamus guttatus (white-throated tinamou), 1008 nucleotides long. NCBI's taxonomy places the organism in Eukaryota, Metazoa, Chordata, Aves, Tinamiformes, Tinamidae. The record is from RefSeq and is a predicted model, not a curated record.